Penicillium taxi is the source of this 1911-nucleotide messenger RNA. Its product is annotated as methionine--tRNA ligase MES1. The transcript is spliced from 2 exons. Bases 1 to 1911 code for a protein of 636 amino acids. Gene Ontology annotation, molecular function: ATP binding; methionine-tRNA ligase activity. Gene Ontology annotation, biological process: methionyl-tRNA aminoacylation. The record is from RefSeq and is a predicted model, not a curated record. Lineage: Eukaryota; Fungi; Ascomycota; Eurotiomycetes; Eurotiales; Aspergillaceae. Gene Ontology annotation, cellular component: aminoacyl-tRNA synthetase multienzyme complex; cytosol.
AUGUCAACCAAAAUCUUGCCCAAGAAGGGCGAGCGCAAUAUUCUCAUUACCAGCGCACUGCCCUAUGUGAACAAUGUCCCUCAUCUGGGCAAUAUCGUCGGCUCCGUGCUGAGUGCCGAUGUGUUCUCGCGAUUCCACAAGGCUUCUGGUCGAUCAACACUAUUUGUCUGCGGAACAGAUGAGUAUGGAACCGCAACAGAGACUAAGGCAUUGGAAGAGAAGGUCACACCAGAGGAGCUUUGCGCCAAGUACAACAAAAUUCAUCAGGAGGUGUACGAAUGGUUCAAUAUUGGAUUUGACCACUUCGGCCGAACCCCAACUGAGCAGCACACCAAGAUCUCACAGGCCAUGUUCACGCGGUUGCACGAAAAUGGCUUCCUUGGCGAGCGCACUGCUGAGCAGCCCUUCUGCGAGCAGCACGGUUCUUUCCUGGCUGACCGUUACGUCGAGGGUGAGUGCCCACGAUGCAACUACGAUGAUGCACGUGGAGAUCAGUGCGAUAAAUGCGGCCACUUGCUUGAUCCAUUCGACUUGAUCAACCCCCGCUGCAAGCUUGAUGGCGCAACCCCGGUUCGCCGUGAGACAAAACACAUCCACCUUCUUCUGGACAAGCUCCAGCCAGAAGUGGAGAAGUGGGCAAAGGAGGCAAUUGAGAAGGGCGAUUGGCCCAAGAACUCGCGUGUCAUCACCGAGGCUUGGUUGAAGGAGGGCUUGAAAGAGCGUGGUAUCACCCGUGAUCUCAAGUGGGGUGUUCCCGUUCCUCUGGAGGGUUACGAGAACAAGGUGCUCUACGUGUGGUUCGAGGCUUGUAUCGGUUACCCCUCUAUCACCGCCAACUACACUGACGACUGGGAACUCUGGUGGCGCAACCCAGAGGAAGUGAAGCUGUACCAGUUCCUGGGUAAGGACAACGUGCCCUUCCACAGCGUCAUCUUCCCUGCCUCACAAAUCGGUACUGGCGAAAAGUGGACCAUGAACCACCAUCUCAGCGCUACAGAGUAUCUGCAAUACGAAAGCGGCAAGUUCAGCAAGUCGCGCGGAAUCGGUGUUUUUGGUAACAACGCCAAGGAGACCGGCGUUCCCGCGGAUGUAUGGCGUUACUACCUGCUGAAGAACCGUCCCGAGACUGGUGACACCCAGUUUGAGUGGCGCUCGUUCGUGGAUAGCAACAACAGCGAGCUUCUGGCAAAGCUGGGCAACCUCGUCAACCGAGUCAUCAAGCUCGUCGCUGCUUCUUACGACUCCACCAUCCCCGAGUUCACAACCCCAGAGGAUUUUAACCCCUUCCUGGAAGAGGUUACUACUCAUCUCCGUACAUACGUCACAGAGAUGGAGUCAGUGCACCUCCGUGCUGCCGUGUCAACUGCCAUGCGUAUCGUCGAGGCUGGUAACGGUUUGAUCCAGGCCAACCGCCUGGAUAACGCUCUGAUUGUCAACGACCCCGAGCGCGCUGCAGCUGUCGUCGGUAACGUUCUGAACCAGAUCCACCUCCUCGCCGCCGUCUUCUUCCCCUACAUGCCUGCCACUUCUAAGGCAAUCCUCGAGCAACUGAACGCUCCUGCCCUUAUCAUCCCUAACCUCGACGACCUCAAGGACGGGUGGAAACCCGUCAGCCUGAAGGGCGGCCACAAGAUCGGCAAACCCCAGUAUUUGUUCACCCGCAUUGACCCUAAGAAGGCUGACGAGUGGCGCGAGCUCUUCGGUGGCUCGCAGGCCGAGAGAAAGAAGAAGGCAGAUGAGGCCGCUGCAGUUGCCGCAAAGAAGGCUGCUGCUAAGCUCAAGAAGAAGGAGAAGAAGGAGAAGAAGGCCAGUGGUGUCGAGGCCACUGCCAAGGACGGCGCGGAGUCUACAGCUGAAGCGGUUGAUAAGAUCGCCGACGGUGUGUCACAGGUCACUCUUCCUACUUCGUAA